AAACCAAGAGGUGCACCUUGUUUAUCCAAACACCACAUACCAAAAGCCACACAAAAUACAUCCCUCCUCCUCCCCCGACGUAUAUCAUUCGAUUGUUUGAGUUCAUCCCAUACAAAAAAAAAAUAGAAAAAACCAUACUCUUAGCUCAAAUAAAAUACAUAUACAAUCCGGCAGUCGAAGCAACUAACUCCGUCUUUGAGAAAAUGGGCUGUGCCUCCUCGAAACGAAUAGAGGCAGCAGCCGUGGAUUACAAGCCGGCACCAGCGAGCUACGCCGUCUUUGAUAUCAACUCCGUCCAAGAGCCCUGGCUGGUAUUCGACAAUACAACGUCGCAGGAGCAGGAGCAGCAGCAAAGCCGCGAAAAGCCCGCGCACAUGCCCGCCCAAAUCCUCGACAAGCUCAACUCGUUCGAAAACGAAGCGGGGGUAGCCGCCCCUCACACAUGGGACGAAGUCAGCAAGGCCUUAGAGGACCUGAAGCCCAAUAUCAGGCCCAAACCCAAGUCCGAGCCCGAUACCCAGCCCGAACAGAGCCCAUCACCAGCCCAGAACGAACCGGCUAGUAGGAAGCCGCGCAAGAGCGCAUCCUUCCACACGCUCGAAGAGCUCGACGCGAGACACACGGCGAAGCCGACUCCGUUGAAAAAGAGUGAGUCGAUGCGGUCCGCGUGGAAGAAACCCGUCCCCGCUGAGCCGGCCCGGUUCGAGUCACGAGCUGACACGGCGGCGGCUGAGUCGACGACGACAGUCAUAAAGUCGGUGAGGGAUAAUAUGUUUAUAAUGAGGGAUAGGAUGGAGAGAGAGAAAGAGGGAAAGCUGGCGGCUUACGAUAGGAUGAUGAAGACCAGGCGGGACCCACUGAGCGAGUACCCGGAGAAGUGUCCGCCUGGCGGGGCGGAAUCUGUGGUGGUGUACACGACGUCGUUGAGGGGCGUGCGGCGGACGUUCGAGGACUGCAGUAAGGUGAAGGGGAUUAUGGAGGGGCACAGGAUCGUGUACGACGAGCGUGACGUGGCGCUGCACGGGGAGUUUUUGGGUGAGCUGAAGGGAUUGCUGGGUGGGGAGAGUAGUGGCAGUGAUGGUAAUAACGUGAGCGUACCGAGGGUUUUUGUGAAGGGGAGGUAUAUUGGGGGAGUGGAUGAGAUGGUGGAGCUGAAUGAGUCGGGCGUAUUUGGCAGGAUGGUGAAGCUGGCACGUGUGGAGAGAGGGGUGGGGUGGAAAGUGUGCGAGGGGUGUGGUGGGGCCAGGUUUGUGCCGUGUAUGGAGUGCGGAGGGAGUUGUAAAGUGGUGGUUGGGGAUAAGAGGGAGAGGUGCCCCAAGUGUAACGAGAAUGGACUAGUGCACUGCGUGGCUUGUUGGUCAUCGUAAUCUAACUUUCACUGGGAUAUGACACGAGAAAAACUUAUAUGUGAUGGGAAUUUACGGUGAUUAAUCAUAUGUGAUUUAUAGAAUUUAUGUUGUACUGGCAUAAUGUUUGAUUAGAAGGUAUAAUUACCGUGAUAAUUUUGUUGUCAGUACUCGUUUGUAUAAUGAUGUCUAGUAGGGUUUUAAUUAUCUUUUUGCUUCUAAUGAUGUCUUAAGUUUUUAAUGGUGUUGAGAAAUGUACGGUUUGUCCCACAA
Messenger RNA from Pyrus x bretschneideri (Chinese white pear), 1619 nucleotides. RefSeq lists its product as uncharacterized. The transcript has a single exon. The record is from RefSeq and is a predicted model, not a curated record. Bases 204 to 1367 code for a protein of 387 amino acids. NCBI's taxonomy places the organism in Eukaryota, Viridiplantae, Streptophyta, Magnoliopsida, Rosales, Rosaceae.